Messenger RNA from Laccaria bicolor S238N-H82, 2226 nucleotides. RefSeq lists its product as uncharacterized. The record is from RefSeq and is a predicted model, not a curated record. The transcript has a single exon. NCBI's taxonomy places the organism in Eukaryota, Fungi, Basidiomycota, Agaricomycetes, Agaricales, Hydnangiaceae. The coding region runs from base 1 to 2226 and encodes 741 amino acids.
AUGCUACUACAGUUGCAAAAAAAGAGGACUCGUAUCUGCCGUGCUUGCAACGGCCUCUUACACAAGUGGAUAAAAGGUGCCUUAUCUCCUCAAGACAUACGAGAUCGAAUUAUGGAUCCUUCAUCUGACUUUCAAAAAUGUAUUGUUGAAUAUCUUGAAUCAGUACAUAAAGGAGAACUUCAUGGAGGAUCCUUUGAAGAUAUUCGAGCUCAAUGUCAAGAUGCUCAGAAAAAUGAUCCAGAAUACAAAAAUCCAACCCAUACUAUGCCUAUACCUCCACCUCCUCUCUGCAAGAAUAGAGGGUGCAACAAAUGUUUAAGAUGCACUAAUCUUAAAGUAUGGUGGGGUAAUUUUCAUGCAACAACAGAUGAUAUUUUAUCUAGAUCAAAUCAUCAUGGGUGCCGCAGACCUGAGAUAGAUGGGGAAGACCCUACAAAAGUGAAGCGGAAAGGGUGUCUAAAUGCACAAGGCCAAUGUAAGGCAUGCUUUCCACGUGAGAUUGUAGAGGAGACAAUGGUUGAUCUGCUGAGCGGUGCAUUGAAAAUAAAGAAGGGUGAAAUGUGGCUCAAUACAUUCACACCUGAGCUAACAUAUCUUCUUCGCUGCAACACAGAUACUACUAGCUUGAUGUCAGGUACAGCAAUAAAGGCGGUUGUUGGAUAUAUCACUGAAUAUGUAACAAAAACUGGCUUAAAUUCAUAUACAGCUUUUGAUGCUGUUCGUCAAGUGUUUAACAGAAACUCUGAAAUGAUUGGAGGUAAUGAUGACAGGCAAAAUACUGCUUGUCGAUUGAUGACAAAAAUGGUGAAUGCAUUAACUGCUAGGAUGGAAAUAGGAAGUCCUAUGGCUUCUCUCUAUCUGCUGGGAAACCCUGACCACUAUACAAGUCACAAGUUCACACUUUUCUAUUGGAAAAAUUUUGUAAGAGAGGCUCGAAAUCCCUGGAUGAUUACAACAGAAAACGACACAUCAAAGUCAGCUGUUUCUGAUGAGAAAGAAAUGCCAGAGAAAGUAGUAUUGCAAAAAUAUGAGGGAAUGUACAUUGGAUUGUCAAAUGUUUAUGAUUAUAUUUACCAUCCUAUUGCUUAUGAGAAGAUGUCUUUAUAUGACUGGAUAAGAAAAGCAAAAAAAGAGAAACACACAAAAGAGGAGCAGCAGGAAUUCGAUGCUCACUAUGACAAAAAUGAAAAUGAAGUUGAAUCUGAUGAUGAAUCAGUUACCGAAGGAGAAGAUGAACUCAAUUUCUUAGGCGGUGGAGCAACUACAUGUGAUAUAGAAGAUGAAUCAAUAGAUGAAUUGCUUGGUGAAGAUUCUGAUGAUGAACUUAACAACUAUGAAAAUUUUUACAAUGAUGAACCUGAUAGCCAAGAGUUUCUACCUGAUCACCCUCAACAUUGCACACACAAGGUAGUUGUUGUUGAUGAGGAGAAUGCUCUUAUACCAAAUUUUGUUGGCGGAGGCUUACCUCGCUGUGAUCAAGGUGACAGAGAAUAUUACUGUUCUACUAUGCUUUCUUUGUUCAAACCUUGGCGAAAUGGCAAAUAUUUGAAACUAGAAGAUGAGUCUUGGGAUGAAGCUUUUUGUGGCUAUGCAUUUUCAGCAAGACAACUUGAGCUUAUGAAUAAUUUCAAUAUCAAGUAUGAAUGUAAUGAUGCCAGAGAUGACUAUUCUGCACAGAUGAAGAAGAAAGGUGAAAGAGAAGGAAUACUGGGCUCAUGGGAUGACACUGGAGGUGAACUUGAUGCUAACUUUCCUGACUUUGGUGAAGAUGGUCCAUUGGAUGUUGAUGAAUCACUCUAUAUGUUGGGAGACCCCAAUAGCAUCAAUAAUCAGAAGCUUCAUGAAAUGAACAGAAUUGAGAAUGUAGUUCAAAAUGCAGGAUGGCUUGAUCCAUGCAUUGGUGAUAUUGAUCCAGUGGAUGUAAACUUCAAGCCAGAAGAAGAACGAACUGGAUCUCAGUGGAAUGUUCUUGUACAGUCACUAAAGAAACUCUUUCUUGAAACACGUUCAAAGAACCUUCCAGUGGCUAAAGCAGAUAAAGAAAGAAAUGGGACAUCACAAAAUGAAGUGGUUGUAGAUGAUAUCAGCUACUUGGACAAAAAAUUCAAAGCCAAGAAAGAAGAAGAACAGAAAAUGAUAGAUGACAUUGCCCAAACAUUCAGUUUGAAUGAAGAGCAGGAAAGAGCAUUCCGAAUUGUGGCCAACCAUGCAACUGAAAGAAAGUGA